UUUUUUUUCUUUUCUUUAUUAUUCAAAAUCUUCUUUUUAAAUUAAUAUCAUAUUAUUAUCAUGUUCCAUCGAUCAUUCAAGGUUCUUCAAAGAAGUCGAGUCCAAUGGACUAUGGGUGCUAUGGCUGUCACAGCAAGUGGUCUUUAUAUGGCAAACUAUGGUGAUAAGAACAAGGUUCAUGCUGAAUCCAAUCAAAAACUCUCCUUUUGGGAAUCUCUUCCUGGUGAAAAUCUCCCUGUAAAUGAAGGUCUUGCAAAAUUACGUGGUUUUGCUGCUGAACAACGGUUCCGUACUGCUUUGGCUCAACAUAAUGGAAAAACUGAUUUUGAUGUGGUGAUUGUUGGUGGUGGUAUCAUUGGUUUGGCAACUGCUCGUGAAUUAUUAAAACGUUUCCCUACUAUGACUGUAGCUGUAUUGGAAAAAGAACGUGAAGUGGCUGCUCAUCAAACUGGUCAUAACAGUGGUGUUAUCCAUGCUGGUAUCUAUUACAAACCUGGAUCUCAAAUGGCAAAAACUUGUGUCCGUGGAGCUGAUUUAAUGUAUGAAUACUGUAAACAAAAUCAAUUACCUGUGGAACGAUGUGGCAAGCUGAUUGUGGCUGUGAACGAAAAGGAACACAAGACCGUAGAAAAAUUAUUGGAAACUGGUACUCUUAAUGGUGUCAAAGACCUUCAAAUUUUGAAUAGUGAUGAGAUUCGUCAAUUAGAACCUAAUGUGGUUGCCUAUUCUGCACUAUAUUCUCCAAAUACUGGUAUUGUUGAUUAUGGUUUAGUGGCCCAAUGUAUUGCGAAUGAAAUUGUCCAAACUGGUCGAGCUGAAAUCAAGCUAGCCUUUGAAGCUCAAAAGUUUGAACAACGACCUGAUGGACGUGUGGAGAUCUGGGGUGCAGAACCUAAUCAAAAGGGUCCCACUCUCAAAGUAUCUGCCAAGAAUGUGAUCACUUGUCCUGGAUUCUAUGCUGACCGUGUUGCCGGACUUGCUGGAGGUGAUGCUGGUAAAUCCAAGGUGGUGACCUUCCGUGGAACCUAUUAUCAAUUGAAACCUGAAUAUCGAGGUAUCUGUCGUAUGAACAUCUAUCCAGUCCCAAGUGGUGGUGGUAUCCCUGUUGGUGUUCAUUUUACUCCUACUGUGAAUACUCGUCGUGGUAUUCAAAUGAUUGUUGGUCCUGGUGCUUGUUUGACUUUCUCAAGAGAAGGUUAUGGAUUCACUGAUAUUAGUUUCAGAGAUUUGUUUGAUUCUUUGACCAAUCUCAAUCUUUGGUUCUUUGCUUUGAAAAACCCUUCUUUAUCUAUUGGUGAAUUAUACAAGGAUUUGAACAAAAAGGCUUUCCUUCGUGCUGCUCAAGCUUAUGUUCCUGGAUUGACCGAAGAUAUGGUAGAAGAAAGUUUUGCUGGUGUGAUGUCUCAAGUCUUUGAAUCUGGUGGUAUUGCUGCUAGUGAUUUUAUUUUGGAACGUAAUGUGAUGGAUGGUCGUAUUCUCUGUGUACGCAAUGCUCCUACUCCUGCUUGUACUUCUUCUUUGGCUAUUGCUGAAAUGGUGGUGGAUGCUGCUACUGAAGACUUUUCUCUGAACAGUGAUAAGGAACCUGAAUCUAAGGUCGUUGCUCUUGCUGCUGCUGCCUAGUGAUUUUUUUUUUUGUUAUUAUUAUUAUUUCUUUUUUUUUAUAUUAUUAUUAUUAUUAUUACUCUGUCUCUUUUAGCAAUAGUCAUCUUCUCAUUAUCAAAAUCUGCACCUAUAUCUAUGUAAACACUUUUAUUUUUUAUUUUUU
This is a messenger RNA of Halteromyces radiatus, 1768 nucleotides long. RefSeq names its product FAD dependent oxidoreductase-domain-containing protein. Gene Ontology annotation, molecular function: (S)-2-hydroxy-acid oxidase activity; (S)-2-hydroxyglutarate dehydrogenase activity. The coding region runs from base 61 to 1623 and encodes 520 amino acids. NCBI's taxonomy places the organism in Eukaryota, Fungi, Mucoromycota, Mucoromycetes, Mucorales, Cunninghamellaceae. The transcript has 4 exons. The record is from RefSeq and is a predicted model, not a curated record.